Messenger RNA from Patiria miniata (bat star), 4010 nucleotides. RefSeq names its product putative helicase MOV-10. Gene Ontology annotation, molecular function: ATP hydrolysis activity; 5'-3' RNA helicase activity; RNA binding. The coding region runs from base 154 to 3264 and encodes 1036 amino acids. The transcript is spliced from 21 exons. NCBI's taxonomy places the organism in Eukaryota, Metazoa, Echinodermata, Asteroidea, Valvatida, Asterinidae. The record is from RefSeq and is a predicted model, not a curated record.
AAGCAAAAAUCGCACGUGCGACCGAUCGAUUCGUCGUACGUACGUACGUACGUCGUGCAAGCUUUGCGUGCAAGCAGCCAAGUAGCCCGAGUGACAGGUGAGCGCAGCACUGAUGGUCCCAGGCUCAAGGCUGAAGGUGACAUCAUCGACAAGAUGACCAAUCAGAGAACAGGACGGCCUACAGUGGCCCAGAGCUGUCGAACCGGGCUGGGAUUCUUGAGGUUUCUUGCCGAGAGCAAGCGGGGUGAUGUUGACGACAAGGAACAGAUGAAGACAGUUUUCUUGAAAGAGUACAAGCCGAGGCUUGAGAAAGGAGGAGCAGGUUUUAAUUUCUCGACCAUCAUCUACGCGCUGAAAAGCAACGGCAAGAUCCGAGUCAAAGACGGCCGUGUGGAGAUCUUAAAAGGUUUUGUCGCCGUGGAUCAGUACGUGACCCUGAAGAAGCAUGCCCUGGACCAGAAGGAACAGGCUAAGAUCAGCGGUGGGGGUCUGAUGAAGGGUGCGGGUCGGCCCGGGGAGGGCUCUGAACCGUAUCCCUUCUACUGCGAGGAGUGCGGGGUCCAUGGGAACUCACACCAGUCAUUCAAUGGUCACCUGCAAGGCAUGCGACACCGGCAGCAGAUGAUCCUGAAAUGCGUCAAGAAAAGCAGGUCAAAGUUCAUCGUGAACAAGAACAGCACCGAGGUGGUCAGUCAGCACGACGGAGAUGAGGGGACUAUUGCAUUGAAGAUGACACAGAACAACAGCCACAAAAUCAGUGUCACCGUCAAGAAUUCAAGUGAUGUGAACACCAUUGCGUUCCUGUCGUGUGUGUUUCUGAAAGUGCAGCCAGCGUUUAUCUUGACUGACAAGUACGAUGUCACUCAAUCCAAACGAGUUGUACAUUUGAAACCUGGGAGUGAGUACAGCCUACAGGUGGCCGUUGAGAGUGACUCUGUGGGAAUCCUGAGCAGUCCAUUGAUAUUUGCCUUCAAGGACGUCACAUCUAACGAGGUGUUUCAUAUUCUUCGAUUUGUGACCGUGGAGGUGACCAGCAAGAUAGCUGAAGAUCUACCGCCCUCUGUGCCCUACCAGCGCCCACCGAGAAUAUCCAGACGAGAACCCAAGGGAGAGAUCGUCGAUGGUGUCCCCCUGCCGCGAUCAUCAAAGAGCAAACUCAAACUGAAGGAAAUCAAGCGGUACUCGAUACCAAACCAUCUUCGUUGGAUGCUGAACAACAAGAACCAAGUGGAAGAAGUCAAGAAGGACAUCCAGCCGGCCUUAGCCUGGUCCAACUACAGCCACAAGCUGUCCACCUUGCUGCACAUUGAGGAAUGUCAGAUGGAGGUGGACAUCAAGCGCUACGACAUGAGAGGGGUCACCAUGAAACAAGACAGCAGAUUCCUCAGACUUCAAAUCCCAGGUCUUGCGGAGAAUCGCCCCUCGGUUCUCAAGGGAGAUCACCUCUUUGCUCGUCCCAGCGGCGACCCAGCAGGCAGCAAGACUUACAAGGGCUACGUCCACCGUGUGGAGAUGGAGGAAGUAGUGUUGGGUUUCUCAAGGGAAUUGACAGACAAAUUUGCCAAGGGUCUGAAGUUUGACAUUGAGUUCACCUUCAACCGUCUGCCCCUGCGCUUCCAACACAACGCUUUGGAUGACGCCUCAAAUCACGAUAUCGGAAGGGUGCUGUUUCCCUCCAAGACUGACAUUGGGACAAAGAAGAGACUUUGUGAUGUGCCUGAUGACAUUGAGGAGUUUGCCAGACGAUUCUUUGACAAGAAGCUUGCCAGUAACAUAGAGCAGAUCAAGGCGGUCCAGCAUAUCGUGACGGGAUCCUCCCGCCCUGCACCAUACCUCGUCUUUGGUCCACCGGGCACCGGCAAGACAGUCACCGUUGUGGAGUCAAUCAAACAGGUUUACAGUACGAUGCGCGGUAGUCGCAUCUUAGCCUGCGCCCCUUCCAAUAGCGCCGCCGAUCUCAUAGCAACCAGAUUGUUGACUGGCGGGACGCCGGUUGCCAAGACAACCGUCAUGAGACUGAAUGCCCAGAGUCGUGAUUGGAGAACGGUGGAUGAAACGUUGAAGGAGAAAGAGGUUUGCAACUAUGACAAGCAGGGAUCCAGAGACACAUUCUACCCUCCAAAAGACGAACUCUUGGAGAAGAGGAUCUUGGUCACAACGCUGUGCACAGCAGGCAGGCUUGCCACUGCUAAGGACUUCCCUUACGACCACUUCACUCACGUCUUCAUUGAUGAGGCCGGUCACGCUGUAGAACCAGAGGCCAUUAUAUCCCUAUCCAAUCUCGUGAAUCCAAACCACCCCCAUGGAGGUCAAGUGGUACUGGCCGGUGACCCCAAGCAGCUGGGACCCAUCCUCAGGUCACCGCUGGCCCUGGAACAUGGACUAGGUCUGUCCCUCCUGGAGCGGCUCAUGACGGAGUCCGCCCCUUACCAGCGACACGACGAGGAGCCGCAUUACAACAGCCGCGUCCUGACCAAACUGCUGCGUAACUAUCGCUCCCACCCCGCCAUCCUAAAACUGCCCAAUCAGAUGUUCUAUGCAAAUGAGCUGGAGGUCCAUGCAGAUGAGGUGGUGAGGAACUCCCUGUGCGGUUGGGACAGACUUCCACAAAAGGACUUUCCCAUUUUGUUCCACGGGGUGGAAGGUAAAGACGAGAGGGAGGGACAGAGCCCCUCAUUUUUCAACUCGGCCGAGGUGACGAUCGUCGUGGAGUACGUGGAAGAACUGCUGGCCAAGCGAGGGGGGCGAAAAAUCAAGGAAUCAGACAUUGGAAUUAUUUCACCCUAUCGUCGACAGGUGCAAAAGCUGCAAGCCGUUCUGAAGAAGCGUCACCACGGCGACAUCAAGGUCGGUUCGGUUGAGGAGUUUCAAGGUCAAGAGAGAUUGGUCAUCAUCGUCUCCACGGUCCGCAGCACCAAACCAGAACACAUCCAGAUGGACAUAGAUUAUAAAUUGGGAUUUGUCAAAAACCCUAAGAGACUAAACGUGGCCAUCACUCGAGCUAAGGCACUGCUGGUAUUGGUUGGUAACCCAUACAUGCUUAGCAAGGACGAAUGCUGGAACAAGUUUCUGCGUUACUGCUUGGAGAAUAACGCCUACACUGGAUGCCACUUUGAAGAAGAUGAAGAUGCCUUGGAAGAUAUUAUUCAAAAGCUGGACACCUUGAAACUCAGCGAUCUGGUGGACAAACCUGAAGUCAGUGAGGACCAAGGAGUCAGUGCAGUCACCGAGCAGCUUGAUCCUGAAUGGAAAGGGGACUUGUGAGCUGAGAUGAUGGUGUCAAUCUGUCCGUCCGACUGCAGUGAGAUACUUGUAACAUCAAGAUGCCCAUCGGGAUUUCACAGCAGGGUUUGAAUUUUCAUUUUCUUAGACCAGUUUGCGCCUGUAUUAUUUGAACAAGAAAGGAACGAGGCGCGGGAUUACUUUUCACUUGACCUCAAGCCAGGCGGGUUGAAGCCAUCACCCUCGGGCAGCACACUCAUAUUUCCGGCCUCGCUUGCUGCGGGCGGGUCGCUGACAGAUAUUUCCGGCCUCGCUCCCUGGGUGUUAAUCCGUCAUCCGUUCCCAAUACCGCAAAACCUUUGGGUGUAUACACGUCAUCCGGCGUGAACUGAAUAAAGGCACUUAGGAACAUUUGCAAUAACCCGGAAACAUAUCUACUGAUUUAACAAGAAAAUCCUUGCCCGAAGUGAAGAUAGGACUGAUACCAAGUACCCUGUGAAAUUAGUCCAAUUGAAAUGAAAUCAUUUGGAAGAAAACGAUCAUUGAUGUGCCCACGGGCACAGUUUUCUUUACAUCAAUGGAAUCCAGUUAGGAGUGCCCCAAAAAUUGUGAGCCCGUUUUCCCUUUAGUCUCAAAAUUGUAGAGUAACCACUGAGCUGAAACUUAGUUGUUAUGCGCUCUUCUUAAGAUUUUGAGCAAAAAAAUAUGCUGCUUCAAGCGAGGGAAACGUACAAAAAGCAAAUGAACCUAUGUGCCUUAAAACACUUGCCAGUCAGGCAGGGAAGUCU